AUGACAACAGGAAUCACUCUCGAUCACUAUUUCAGGAAUCCAACUUGUAUGUUCUUCAUCGUCGGUAGCUCGAGCUCCGUAUCGACCGAACCCACAGAUUCCGUAUUCAUCGAGCUCACAGGCGAACCGUCAAUUGUAUCAACAGAAUCGUCAUCAGAAGCCGUUACAGAUUCCGGUACCACUGCGUCCAUAUCGAUUACAUCCUCAGGAACGGCAUCAGAUGCUCCUACAACAAGCUCGACUCCUUUGUCAGGCUUUAUUACGGUCGUUAUUAUAGACUCCUCGUCCUCCGUACUACUAGAAUCUAGCGCAGAAUCACUUGCAGAUUCUACUUCCAUCACAAAUGCAGGAAUCAGCUCAAUCACUGCGGCAUCAGAAAGUCUCAGCUCAGUCGGAAUUUCAGAGUUAGCUUCUGCGACAUCCGAAGGACCUAUAUCCAUUACACUCGUAGGCAACACCACGUCGAUUGUUCCAGGUUCCAUUUUGUCGAGUGUUUCGGAUUCCAGUUCGUUGAUCAUCAUCGCCUCUAUCUCAAGCAGUAUCACGGGGCCUAAUUCGACCGCUGGGGUAGAUCUAAGUUCAUUGGCUAGUGCCUCUAGUUCCAUGGCUAUCACUGCGACAGAGCUUGGUUCAGCUAUCUCCGCAGACUCUGCGACUGUCCCGGCUGUCUCUUCGACUAUCUCUGCAGGCGUCUCAUCAGCCGCAAGUUCGGACUCGUCCAUUGCCCCUCAGGCCACAGACUCAAUUAUAUCUCAGGAAGGGUUCCCGGUUUCAGUCGUCAGCAGUUCCUCGACUUCUGUUCUUGACUCUGUGUCACCUAUAAUUGUCGAUACUGCAACAGUUGCAUCCUCGCUAUCUAGCUCCAUCACGAUAGGCACUGAUUCCGCCAUCUCAUCAAUUGCCGGCUCAACUGCUCCUACAGAAUCUGGCGUGAGCGUCGUUACUCCAGUUCUCAGUGACUCUGCAAGCACAUCAGGAACUGAUGUAUCUGCAAGCGCACCGCAAACGAGUGUACCUGCAAGCAUAUCACAAGCAGAUGUAUCUGUGAGCGUAUCAGCAUCGGAUGUAUCUGUACCCGUAUCCGGGAUCAGUGCAAGCGCAUCAGAAGCUGGUUCGAUUGCUAGCAGUGCUAGCACAACAUCAGACAACACAGUCUUAGAGUCUAGUGCAAUUAUAAGCGUGACAGAACUUGGUUCGACCGCAAGCACUACGGCUUUGAGCUCGGUUAUAAGCAUUACAGAUCUUGGUGUGUCAGUAAGCACCAUAGAUUCAAGCUUACUUUCAAGCUUGACAGAUAGUGCUUCGACUGCCAGCACAACAGAUGUUGUCUCGAUCUCAACUCCGACAGACUCGAAUUCAGUCGCUAAUACACAAGCUUCUGGCACAAGCGCUCUCACUACAGCUUCCGGGCUGGAAACUAGCAUCACGGAUUCGGCCUCGAGCGCGACUCUCACGAAUGCUGAUACAAGCGGUGUAAUCACAGAUGCUGGCUCAAUUGUCAUUCCUACGGAAUCGGGCUCCAGUAUUGUUGCGACGGAUUCAGGUUUCAUAUCAAAUUCUACGGACGCUAGCAUCAUAUCGAGUUCGACGGCAACAGAUUCAGGUCUCAUUGCGAGCCCAAUUGCAAGCACUGCCAGUAUUAGUGUUACUAGCGACCAAGGAUUGACUUCGAUCACUGAUCUGAACAAUGUUGGAUCAAGCAGUAGUUUCAGUUUAGGCCCACUUGGGUCCUCGACGGAAUCCCUGAUCUCCAGCAUUGUAGUAUCGAGUUCAACCUCUGAGAUUGGGACUACCAUUGCUGCAACAUCGGAGACCGGUUCUUUUGUUACUCCGGUAAUGUCUGAGCCCACAUCCCCACCAGGAUCAGUGGUAAUAUCAGAUGCUGCGAUAAGCACAAGUGCAUCGAUAAGUGCAGCUACAACUGCAGUCGACUCUGGUACAUCUAUAAUUACGGCAGGAUCAGCUUCUGUUGUUACCGUAGAAGCUAGUUCAAACCCAUUGCCAGCAGACUCGAGUUCCGCAACACUCUCACAGGCUUCAGUCACACCCUCAGACAUAUCUGCUGUCUCUUCCGACUCGACAAAUAUUGGUUCGUUGACUUCGCUUGCCAGCGCAACAGAUGCUGGAUCCAUCGGAAUAUCGAGCCUCGACUCAACCCUCACCGGCCUCGUCAGCUCCUCAACUGCGACUGUCUUGGACUCUAGCGUGAUUAUCGGUCAGGGUUCAGUCUCGGUGGUGUUUAGUGCAUCUUCUACAAUUGGUCUGGAGACAAGUGCCGUCGUGUCGGUGGCGAGCUCAGAGUUGAGCUCAACGAUCGUGCCCAUUCUCACGCCUGCAGUGAGUUCAAGCGUUGACGUCUUGACGGCCUCGGGAUUGAGUUCUCCCAUUGCAACCAUAAGCUCAACACUGGGACAAGACCAAAGUUUGUCGUCUUCAACUGUUACUUCUGGCGCAAGCUCGAUUGUGCAGUCAAGUGUUGACUUGCCAGUGAACUCAGACUCUAUUACUGCUCCGAUCCUCGGCACGUCCUCUGUGUUAGGAUCCAGUAUUAUCAUUGAGGUACUUCCAGUGCCAAGCUCAGGUACAAUAUCAGACGCCGCAGCCAUAACAUCGGCACCAACUGUAGAUGUUGGCUCUACCGUGGAACCCAGUGAAGGCUCUAGUUCUGUUCUGGCUUCAAUCACCUCUGCAACAAAUACGAUGGAUGUACUUCCGUUACCCGGAGACGAGAGUGAAUCAAGCUCUGCGUCGGUACCAUUGGGUGUUACAACACAAUCGAGUUCCGUCACAGAUUCCAUUGUCCCUCUGGAAUCGACCACAGGGCCCACGCCUAUCUCGAGUGUGAGCUCAAUAACAGUACAAGACACAGGCUCCAUAUCUACACUAGCCUCAGAUACAAGCCCCAUCACGGCUCCAGGCCCCAUUUCGUCAACAGGGCCAGUCACAGAUGUCUCUAUUACCAUCAUCGCAAAUUCAGACUCGGUAUCCUCCUCAGUCUCUGUAUUGAGCUCCGUUCCAAGUGGGGAGUCAAGCAUCGUAGUAGAAGUGAUCUCGGGCUCGACAACGUCGAUUGAUACUGCAGCAACACCAGGUGCAAGCUCGACGUUUGCACCAGGCUCUGAUUCUGCCACGAUUGUCAUACCAAGUCCUUCAGAGCUAUCAUCUUCUUCCCUCGUCAUCCAGGGGUCAUCGACAAUCCUGGCAUCCAGCUUACCCGCUGACCAAUCUUCCUCUGCGAUUACAGAAACAUCUCUAGCCGCAAGCGGGUCUACAGCUCCAGAAUCUAUCGUGACUGAAGCUUCUUCACAACUCUCGAGCACAUUGUCUGUCCUGGUCUCUGAUACAGUCACCAUUGCAUCCUCAGACUCGUCUCUGGUUGCAACCUUGACUGCGCCAAAUCCAUCCGAUCUUGCGACGUCAUCUGGUCUUGAAAGUGUCACAGCUGUAGGCUCUACGGAGUCGUUGAGUUCUACAGUCGCGACCGUGUCGGGGACUGCAACGUCUGAUGUAGCAAGUGCAAGCUCUGUGGUUGCUAGCUCUCUCGGGGUUGAAGGUUCUAUAGUCGCUAGUUCUACACUUGCUGGCUCUGGGGUCGCUAGCUCUGAUGUUGUCAGCUCUGGGAUCGCUAGCUCUACAGUCGCCAGCUCGGUCGGAGUUGAAGGCUCUACAGUCGCCAGCUCAAUCGGCAUUGAAGGCUCUACAGUCGCCAGCUCAAUCGGAGUCGAAGGUUCUACGGUUGCUAGCUUUACGGCUCCUACCUCUGAGGUCACUAGCCCUACAAUUGCCGGUCCCACAGUCGCCAGCUCCUCCGGGGUUGAAGGUCCUGUCAUAGCAAGCCCUACAAGUGCUAGCUUGUCCGAAGUCCCGAGCUCGGCAGUUGCAGGCUCAUCUGAUAUCCUGAACCCGACCGUUACGAUCCCUGCGGGUCCUACAGCGUCUGAUGCAGCAACUGCAGGCUCUACGAUUGCAAGCUCUAUUGGAGUAGAAGGGUCUACUGUCGCAAGCUUGUCUGAUAUCCUGAGCUCUACGGUGGCAAGCUCAUCUGAUAUUCUAAACCCAACCGCUACUAUCCCCGUGGGUCCUACAGCGUCUGAUGCAGCAACUGCAGGCUCCACAAUUGCAAGCUCUAUUGGAGUAGAAGGGUCUACUGUCGCAAGCUUAUCUGAUAUUCUAAACCCAACCGCUACUAUCCCCGUGGGUCCUACAGCGUCUGAUGCAGCAACUGCAGGCUCCACAAUUGCAAGCUCCCUUGGAGUAGAAGGGUCUACUGUGGCAAGCUUAUCUGAUAUUCUAAACCCAACCGCUACUAUCCCCGUGGGUCCUACAGCGUCUGAUGCAGCAACUGCAGGCUCCACAAUUGCAAGCUCCCUUGGUGUUGAAGGCUCUAUUGUCGCAAGCUCUUCCGAGACAGUGAUCUCUGGCGCAACGUCUGCGGUUGUAAGCUCUUCGCAGGCUUUGAUUUCUGAUGCAGCUUUGAGCUCAUCAACGGCUGGAGGCUCGAUAGCUGAAAGUUCUCUGGUAUCAAGCCCAACUGAAAUUACGACCGCAUCUGCAGGUGUAAGCUCUCAAGUUGUGCUCCCAUCUGACACUUCCAACAUCUCUGGGCUUACAAGUGUGUCUGGUGUAACGAGUUCAACCGCUACCGGUUCAAUUGAGGCCGUGGGCGCGACCACACUUUUGAGCUCUUCUGGCAUCAGCUCUUCUGAAGCCACAAGUCUCUCUGGCACUCUGAGCACUCCUGCGGCAAGCUCAAUUGUCGUAGAGGGCGUUCCUACCGUCACAAACCCUGUGCCUGCAAGCUCGUCUGAAGUUGCAGGUCCAUCCGGCAUUCUCAGUGCCACUGUCGCGAGCUCAAUUGGUCAGGAGGGCGCAUCUACCCUUGCCAUCUCUACAGAUACCAGCUCUUCGACUGCAAUCUCAAUUGUGGUAGAGGGUGCUUCAUCCCCUGGAGUUAUUCUCGGUACAAACUCUCUGACAGCAAGCUCCCUUGAAGCUACGAAUCCCUCCAACAUCCAGAGCGCUACUGUCGCGAGCUCAAUUGUCGUAGAGGGCGCUUCAACCAUCGGUAUUGCUACAGAUACAAGUGCUUUGCCCGCAAGCUCCCUUGAAGCCACAAGCCUCUCUAGUGUCGUGAGCGCCACUGGUGCAAGCUCAAUCGUCGUGGAGACCGCUUCCACCGCUGUCAUUGCUACUGGUACAAGCUCUGUCGUGGUAGAGGCCGCUUCGACCGUUAUCAUUGCUACCGGUACAAGCUCAAUCGUGGUGGAGAUUGUGAGCAUCUCUAUAGCUCCAAGCUCUUUGACAACAAGCUCGAUUGUGAUAGAGGGCAUUUCACCCGUUGGUAUAUCUACAGCUGCAAGCUCCUCUGAACUUGCCAGCCCCUCUACGCUUGUAAACUCUGCAGCUCCUAUUGGAAUAACAACAUCAACAGAGGUAGUGCAAAGCGUCAGCCAACCUACAAACAUAGGCUCAGGCUUGCCUACGAUUGUGGCUGGAACUUCUUCUCCCCUCGCAAGCUCUAUUUCCAUCGAAGCACUACCUAUAGCUGUUGAUUCAAGCUCUUCUGUCGUACCGAUCAUUCCGACUGCUUCGAGUGCACUCACACUGAUCAGCUCGUCCACGUCACCUGGUGCUUCGGGAGUAGGUGGCAUUUCCGUCGAAGGCUCGCCUGUGGUGCUAAGCUCCACGAUAAUCUCCAGCCCGCUGGUGGCCUUGAGUUCGACUGCUCCCGAAAUUGCGACUAUUGCUCCAGUUCCUGCUCCCCCUCCCCCUCCCCCCACAGACCUAGGCACAUCUACUGUACCAUCGCCUGUGGUCCUACCCAUCUCGAUUAUUCCCACAACCGGGCCUUCCAGCAGUGCGAUUGAUAUAGCUGGAAGCCAAACUACGGUUCCAGGUCCAAACACUAUUCCGACGUUGGAUGCAAACUCCGCCAGCCCCCCGAUCGUGAUACCCAUCCCGGUACCGACGUCAUCUGCUGACACUCUAUCUACGGAGUCAAGCUCUGUCUUUGGGUUGGGUUCAGUGGCAACCGCACCCUCAAGCCCAACCCCGAUCUCGAGCUCUUCCACAAGACGGCGUUCCACUACAACUAGAGCAACAUCAAGCUUCUCCUUUGGCAUCGGUUCAUUAGUCGAUGUUAUUCCACCUGGCACCGUCAUUCCCACUACGGAUGAGAGCUUCGCCAUCCCUACAAUCCCCACCUCAAUUCCAGACGCAGUGACAAGUUCUGCAUUUGGAUUGGGCUCAAUCAUCAGCACCUCGAGCGUCCUGACUAUUACAAAUUUGGCCACUACUUCGGUUCCCACGCAGAGGCCCUCGCGCACACGCACGCGCACCUACACGCGAACUCGAAGACCCGUGGGCAACCGACCGCCCAGUUUCCCAGGUGAUGGUGUCGAUGGAAAUGGCUUCCCUGAUGGCUUCCCGUAUGGUCAGCCAUAUGAGCCAUACCCCUGGCCUACCAAACUACCACACAGGCCCCAUCCUCCGCAUCACAUCCCUCGACCCGGCCAACCUUGGAACCCAGAACCCGUGUACCCUGACGGAUAUCCUGAUGGAUACCUUGAUGGCUACCCUGCUAACCCACCGGAGCAGCGCCCCCCACCAGAGGACGCCGGGUCAGGCUAUCCCGUGAAUGAGCAGCCCCCAGCCGAACAACCAAACCACAGCGACGGAUAUCCAACCAACGAGCAACCAGAAAGCGACCCCAACUACGGAGCUGGCUACGCCGCAAACGAGCAACUAGAUAACCAGCCUCCCAACCCUGCUAACGACAAUUCCCCACCACAGCCCACCGACAACGCCUCAAGCCCCGAGAAUGAAAAUCAGGACCAAAUUCCCCCGCCGCCUGCAGACCAAGGCCUAGGCUACCAUGCCAUCCCCUAUGCCGGCGUAGUCGACCAGCCCACCCAACAAGAUACUGAUGAAUACGACUACAGCUCCGAUGGAUAUCCUGCGAAUCGCCAGCUCUGGCCCUAUGGUCGUGAAGACGAAGAUCCCGGUGUACAAGAGGGUGCGGUGUCGGAGGAAGAAAACGGGUACCCGCGCAAUGGCGGGUCAUGGCCUAGUUGGAGGAGGUGGAUUACGGCGCCGAUUGUUAGGUGGAGGUGA
Messenger RNA from Plenodomus lingam JN3, 7113 nucleotides. Lineage: Eukaryota; Fungi; Ascomycota; Dothideomycetes; Pleosporales; Leptosphaeriaceae. The record is from RefSeq and is a predicted model, not a curated record.